ACCUUAUAAAAAUAGGACUAUAUAAUUCUCUUCUUAGUUCUAACUUGUUAACACUCUCAUCUCUUCUUCAAUUCUUACAAUCUUACUACCUCGGUUUCUCCGCGAAACGCAGAGAGAAACCGAGGACUAUAUUAACACAACGUUAUGGAUUCUAGUAUUUGCCUUGUUAGUUGUGUUGUUUCGGUGAUUUUAGUUUUUUUCGCGGUUGUUGACAUUGCAUCGGCUGGCCCUCUUAGACGUGUUGUGAAUUCGAACCCACAUUGGCACUCUGCUUCAGCUACUUGGUAUGGUAGUCCUAAUGGAGAUGGUAGUGACGGUGGAGCAUGUGGUUAUGGAACGAUGGUGGAUGUGAAGCCGUUCAGGGCUCGAGUUGGGGCUGUGAGUUCGGCCUUAUUCAAAAAGGGCGAAGGUUGUGGAGCUUGCUAUAAAGUAAGAUGCUUGGAUAAAACCAUUUGCUCAAAACGGGCCGUGACAAUUAUUGUUACUGAUGAAUCACCGGCCCUAACUAAAGGUCUAGUCCACUUCGACCUUAGUGGGUCCGCGUUCGGACGUAUGGCUGUUUCGGGUCGUAACACUAACUUGCGCAAUCGUGGUAAAAUCUCCAUUAUUUAUCGCAAGACUCCUUGCAAAUAUCCUGGACAAAACAUUGCAUUUCAUGUAAAUGCAGGCUCAACACCUUAUUGGCUUUCACUUUUGGUGGAGUUUGAGGAUGGAGAUGGUGAUAUUGGAUCCAUGCAAAUAAGAGAGGCAAAGUCUAAUCGAUGGUUAACCAUGUCACAUCUAUGGGGUGCAAAUUGGUGCAUUAUUGGUGGACCAUUACAAGGACCAUUUUCAGUGAAGUUAACCACACUAACCAAAAAGAGAACCCUCUCAGCUAGAGAUGUUAUUCCAAGUAAAUGGACUCCUAAGGCUACUUACACAUCUAAACUUAAUUUCUUAAAGUAACUUUUUUUACUUUUAUAUCACAACGACCGUAGUUAAAGACUUGUAGAUUCACUAAGUAUAAAUAAUGGGUCAUGAGUGAAAUUUCAAACUUGAAUUUUUAAAUCUUGAAUCUGUCUCGAUGUGGACAGAUUUAGAAGAACUAAAAACCCUAUUUAACAGUGUUGGUUGGAAUUUUUUUAAAAAGAAGGAAAAUCAGCCUUUGGAUUAGUAUAAUAAGUUUCCUAGGCUCAUUUCUUUUCCCUUUUUUUUUUUUCUCUUUAUAUUGAUGUAAUUUUUUUUCCCUAUUAUUUUGUAAAAUGCUUAUAUAAGGGUUGUUAAUAGUAGUUGCCCUCUCCAAAGGAGAGUGAGCCCUUUGUGUGUAAAAG
Molecule: messenger RNA, 1310 nt
Organism: Solanum stenotomum
Lineage: Eukaryota; Viridiplantae; Streptophyta; Magnoliopsida; Solanales; Solanaceae
Product: expansin-B3-like
Exons: 4
Coding region: 145-945 (266 amino acids)
Biological process (GO): sexual reproduction
Cellular component (GO): extracellular region; plasmodesma
Source: RefSeq, a predicted model, not a curated record